Molecule: messenger RNA, 1548 nt
Organism: Vitis vinifera (wine grape)
Lineage: Eukaryota; Viridiplantae; Streptophyta; Magnoliopsida; Vitales; Vitaceae
Product: thioredoxin domain-containing protein PLP3A
Exons: 10
Coding region: 456-1223 (255 amino acids)
Cellular component (GO): cytoplasm
Source: RefSeq, a predicted model, not a curated record
AAUUGAAAUUUUUUUUUUCCUUUUCAUGCACUCUGGUGUGAGGUGUUAUUUCAUACCGAAAAUGCCUUCCCCUUGGGCAAGCUCAGCUUCCACAUCAACAACCUGAAAUAAGGCCAAACUCCACGUCGGCAGCCAAAUCUGACGUCGUUUCCCGUUUCACCUUCCUCACUUUCCCCAAAUUUUAUUUAAAAACCAACCCUAUUCGCACCCUCUUCUUUCUUCUUAUUUUACCCAAUCGUGUCUCCAUUCGUGUUCAUCGCAUCUCAAGCGAUUGGAAGGUUUUUCAGAGUUUUCUUCUACAUUUGCGAUCUGAAUUCGACUCUUGCUUGCUGGCGGCGAUCUCUCCGAUAGUCUUGUUAUAGGAGAUUUAUCCAUAGUUUGCUACCAUAUAGAGUCCAGAAAGUAUCACUUCCACACAAAAAUGCAUUUAACCCUUCUGUCAGUGCUCAGUGGUAAUGCUCACUUUGCAUCUCCUCACUCUUAGAGAGACUAAUUCAUCUCUGCAAUUGCCCAAUAUUGCCUUGAAGAAAAUGGAUCCUGAUUCAGUUAAAUCGACCUUGUCCAAUUUAGCAUUCGGUAAUGUAAUGGCAGCAGCUGCUCGAGAUUAUCAAAAGGAAGUGCUAUCUCAGCAGAAGGCACAAGCUUCCAAUUCAAUCAAUCAGGAGGUUGAUCUUGAUGAGUUAAUGGAUGAUCCAGAGCUGGAAAGAUUGCAUGCAGAUAGGAUUGCAUCUCUUAAGAAAGAAGCUGAGAAGCGACAGGCUUUAAAGAAGCAAGGGCAUGGAGAAUACAGGGAGGUAACUGAGGCGGACUUCUUGGGUGAAGUCACUGGGAGUGAAAAAGUAAUUUGCCACUUCUACCAUCGGGAGUUCUACCGGUGCAAGAUAAUGGAUAAGCAUUUGAAAUCCCUUGCACCAAGGCAUAUGGACACCAAGAUUAUCAAGCUGGAUGCAGAGAAUGCACCAUUCUUUGUCGCCAAACUAGGAGUCAAAACUUUGCCUUGUGUCAUCUUAUUCAGAAAAGGGAUUGCAGUAGAUAGGUUGAUUGGGUUUCAAGAUAUGGGAGGAAAAGAUGAUUUCGCCACUAGGACACUCGAGGCUCUACUUAUAAAGAAAGGUAUAGUUAGUGAGAAGAAAAAAGAUGAAGAUGAUGAAGACAGGGGUUAUCCUGAAAGCAGACGCAACACGGUGAGAUCAUCUGUGGAUCCAAACUCUGAUUCAGACUGAAAUGGAAAAAGUAAUUGAAGAGUUCAAUUGUGAUUGUGAGUUGCUUUUGGAAUGCUUAUUAGUGUGAUAUCGGUUUCAUAGCCAUAGGCAUGAACCAAUAAACAGCUGAAUUAAUGAUGGUAUUUGGGGAGAGAGGAAGUUCCUCCUUAGGAUAUAUCCUAGAGGUCAUUGUAGAUUAUUUGGUUUCAUUUUAAUUAAAGCCUUGGAAUGGUCCUGUACUUGUGUAUGGAUGUAGGGCGGGAAGAAAAUUCGAGAUAGAGAUUGAGCUUGGGUAUAUUUGAAUAUGAGAAAAACUACUAUUUUUGGUUGCCUUGAGGCAGUGGAA